This is a messenger RNA of Pseudomyrmex gracilis, 1423 nucleotides long. RefSeq lists its product as uncharacterized. Lineage: Eukaryota; Metazoa; Arthropoda; Insecta; Hymenoptera; Formicidae. The transcript is spliced from 7 exons. The coding region runs from base 100 to 1065 and encodes 321 amino acids. The record is from RefSeq and is a predicted model, not a curated record.
CUCAAUUGUCACAUUCCAUUCUGCUCAUUGACGUGGGCGUGUUUUUAUGUCAUGGCUUGAACAUUUUAAAAAUCCAAUGUGCCGAGAAGCUUGACGAUUAUGGUCGAUUUGGACGAGUACAGGAGACGCGUGAAACAGAUCAGAAGAUACGCAGCCGCCCAUAAUGUCUCGGAGGCACAAACGUCGGAAAUAUUUCAAUCCUGUUUCCGACAAUUGGAAGCAAAGUAUCCGAAAGAAACAAAAAGACUGUCGAGACUUUCGCUACUCACUUUUUUACUCAUUUUUAUCGUAGUCGUAAUUUUAUAUCGAAGCAAUCAGAGAUGGUUGAACAAUGCGUUUGUAAAAAUCUCGCAGAAUUCCAUUUAUCCCGCUUUGUACGUACUGCGCAAAGUAGCGGUACCCAUUGUCAGCUUAUAUCCAUCGUUAUCUGACUUGUACGACGAAUGGUGCUUGAUAGAAAAUCCGUAUUUCUAUAUUAACGAGAUGGAUUGCUGGCAUUGUACGAUGGUUCAUUCCGUACCCGAUCUUACUGGUCAUAACAUCAGUAGAUCCUUUAAUAUCGAAAUACCGUACACCAAAGCUGAGAAUAAUACAAAAAUCAGAAUGAGAGAUUUAACGAAUAUGUAUUGGCGUAAUAGCAAGAUCUUUGAUCAAGAUGCUAGAAGAAUUUCUUCUAACAACAAAAAUUUUAAAGUCAUCCGUGAUGUUAUGGAAAACAGACUGGAUAUGUAUCCGACCAAGUUACUUGAUACUCACGUGUCUUGGAGAAUAAAUCGCAUGGAACCCAACAGAAUACUCCGAAAGUUAUUCCCAAAACCAGUCGAAACUCCGAAUUGGUGGAGUCAGGGCACGGAAAAGUAUAUUUUUAUUGACGAAUCAAGAUCACCUCCUUACACAGUGCCUAAUCCUGAGUGCAGCAAUAUUGUGAUACGAUGUGCCGCCGGUGCAAGAUUGAUAAAAAUGAUACCGAGCUCAGAGUGCGCUCAACAUUGUAGAUCUUCGAUCAUUUUAUUGUCCGCAGGACACACACAUCGUGAGGAAGGUGGACAACUCGACACAAGCUAACCGGCCAGCCAAUCGCGCGAAUCCCGCACAUCCCAGGCUCUCUCUAGGGUUUAAUACCAUCGUGGAAUGCAGAAGGACGCCGGUUCGCUUCACGCGAGGCCGGUUAUACGCCGCGGAGUUAAUCAUCUCAGCGACACGAGACUUCAUCCCCUGUAUUCGUCUACUUCUUUUUCGGCGACGUCGCCUCGGAUUACAUCAUGACAGACUCGACCCUAUUGAAGGCAGCGUGAUGCCGAAGGAAUCGUGUCCCGGAUUGCUGUUGACCCUGGUGUCGGUAUUCGUCGGUCUGUGCGAGUCCGGCGGCGCGAUGACAUCCAGCGCGCAGCAGCAGCCGUCGCAGCCGGCGCAGCAACAGCAG